Molecule: messenger RNA, 7531 nt
Organism: Leptonychotes weddellii (Weddell seal)
Lineage: Eukaryota; Metazoa; Chordata; Mammalia; Carnivora; Phocidae
Source: RefSeq, a predicted model, not a curated record
AUGGGGACUAUCUCUGAAACUGAGGCCCAAGGAGUCAAAGGCCAUGUGAUCAAUGAACAGAAGCAUGCCUGCGACCUGAAGGGGUCAGCUGGUAUAUUACAUGGGAACUUGGAAUUAUUUCCUACCGAUGAGUGUGAAGAAGAAAAUAGGACUUUGAUGAUAGCCAGAAUUCAAAGUGUACUUUCAGAGGCAGAGAUGGUUAUCCUGGUUUUUUUAGCUCUAAGAGUAAAACUGACUGAAACUAACGGCUGUUUACCAUCUGAGUCUUUGUCUAGAAGUUGUAAACUUUCAACAGACUUAGUGUUCCAAAAUAGAAACAUCAGACAGAUUCCAUUCUGUGGGUGCAAUUGUUAUCCAGGUAAAUCUCACCUGGCUAUCGUGCAGCGAGUGAACAAUGAGGGAGAAGGGGACCCAUUUUAUGAAGUUCUGGGAAUCGUCACAUUAGAAGACGUGAUUGAGGAAAUCAUCAAAUCUGAGAUUCUAGAUGAAACAGAUUUAUACACUGAUAACAGAACGAAAAAGAAAGUGGCCCAUCGGGAAAGAAAGCAAGACUUUUCUGCCUUUAAACAGACAGACAGCGAGAUGAAGGUGAAAAUAUCACCCCAGCUUCUCCUGGCCAUGCACCGUUUCCUAGCAACAGAAGUAGAAGCAUUUAGCCCAUCCCAGAUGUCAGAGAAGAUCCUUCUAAGGCUGCUAAAGCACCCCAAUGUCAUCCAGGAACUGAAGUAUGAUGAGAAGAACAAGAAAGCCCCAGAAUACUACCUCUACCAGCGAAACAAACCUGUAGACUACUUCGUUCUCAUUUUGCAGGGGAAAGUGGAAGUAGAAGCUGGGAAGGAAGGUAUGAAAUUCGAAGCCAGUGCUUUCUCCUACUACGGUGUGAUGGCUCUCACAGCCUCUCCAGUUCCUUUGUCCCUGUCUCGUACCUUUGUUGUCAGCAGAACAGAGUUGUUAGCAGCAGGUUCUCCAGGUGAAAACAAGUCGCCUCCUCGCCCCUGUGGCUUGAACCACUCAGACUCUCUGAGCCGAAGUGACCGGAUUGACGCCGUGACGCCGACACUGGGGAGCAGCAAUAAUCAGCUCAACUCUUCGUUCCUUCAAGUCUACAUCCCUGACUACUCAGUGCGAGCCCUUUCUGACCUUCAGUUUGUGAAGAUCUCAAGACAGCAAUACCAAAAUGCCUUGAUGGCAUCCCGGAUGGACAAAACUCCUCAGUCUUCAGACAGUGAAAACACUAAAAUUGAAUUGACUCUUACGGAGCUGCACGACGGGUUGCCAGACGAGACCGCCAACCUGCUCAAUGAACAGAACUGUGUGACACACAACAAGGCCAACCACAGCCUGCACAGUGAAGGGGCCAUCUAGGGCGCCCCCCGCCGACCCUCACCCCCCACUCCCAAGGCCCCAGGCCAGCUGACCGUGAAUCCCAUUAGUGUGAGCUUGUGUGCCAUGCUGCAUCCUGCAACAUCCUGAGACCAAAGACUUUGUCCCCUUCCCGGAAGCAGCGGCGGAGGAUGGCGAGGGCAGGAGCAGAAACUAGAGGUGUGACAUCAGCAGCUAGGGCAUGGCAUUCAAGAUUUUGGAGAUGAACUUCUUCCACCCAAAUAGAAUCAUGUUUAUUUUUUCAGUUGUACCUUUUAUCUUUAUUCACUCUCCUCCUUCCUCAAUCUGCAUGAAGUUGGAAAUUGUUGCGGUUUUAUUUUUUUUCCCAAGAGAUCAUGUUUUUAAAUAGUGUCUUUUGCAGAGUUUUACGUUGUUCUGUGUGAACUCUGCCGUGACUCCCUGAUGUGACCCGAACCGAAUGGACUCGCUCCUCCUCCCUCGGCCUUCGCGGCCCUCCUCGGGCGGGGCGCGCCUCCUCCGUGCCCAGCGGGUGUCGCUGUGGAACUUGAAGGAUGAAUGAAGAAAACUGCGUUGCAGACCUGCCAGGUCUGUCCCACUGUGGGGCGGGGCCUGCGCGGGGCCUGCAGUCGCCUCCGUGAGCUCAGUGUUGUUUUAAGUUAAUGUUUAACCGUGUCCCUUUCCCUCAGAAAGGUUUAACAUUUGCUUGGAAUGUGAUUUUUUGCUCCUACUCUAAGGAAUUUUUAUCACCAAAAUGAAUGUUAAUGAAUUUGAAGCCCAUGGUUUAUCAUUGGCAAGAGGCAAGGUGACUUCAUGGCGCCCUCCUCCAGCCUGGAUUCUCCGGCCCAGCCAGGCCGCCGCCCCAGCCCAGCGCCCCAGCCUCCAGAGCGCCGCCACCCGCCUCCCCGUCCUUGCUCUCGUUAACCCAGGAUGCUGCUACACAGAUGCCAAAUGGAAAUCUUCCAGAGGGCCUUUGAGUAACCGCGUGGUGUGGAGUCGAAGCUCCUCCCCUUCCCACCGGGAUGACGUAAUUGUCCGGAAAGGAGCUGGGCCGCCCGCGGCGCGCUGGGCGCUGUGCCCAGAAGGCGUUGCCAGACCCAGGUGUUUAAGGGAGGGAACUCUGGGGACGGCCGGCCCCCGCCCCUCCUCCUCCCAGGGAGCUCCCUGUCCCUCUUCCCCUCUGUCCCUGGGCUCCUGGGGCCCAGCAGUGGCUGUGGUCCUCGCUCGAGGCCCUCUGCGCCUCCCGCCUCAGAUGCGGCCCACGCCGGAGAGGCUGCCUGUCCAGCCCCGGGUCGGUUUGGCCCCAAACAGGGAUUCAGAAACCAAAUGUGUGUCGUGGCCAUUUCGUGUGUGUCUCCGCCUUACUUUAAUACCAAAUUCAUCACGUGCAGUGAAAAUGUCAGGAGGUACGUCUUGAGGGAUCGAGUUCUCACCGAUCUUAUCUGUUUUAAGUGUUAGCCCAAGGGAUAGCGCGUUCUGUCGGCGAUGUCCGUUCGUCCGCGAGGACUGGGCCGCGCGCUGACCGCGGUGCGCGGGGAGGAUUGCUACUCCGCGCUGCCUCUAGUCGCUGGGUCGCACUGGUCGAAGGGAAGCCCCGGGCCAAGCGGCAGUUUCCUUCUCCCUCCUCAAGGUAGGAACGUGUCCCCCGGCCUGGGCUCUGGGCCGAGGGGAGCUGUGGUUGGGGAGUCACCGGCAACAUGGAAAGCGGUUUGGUGGCUCCAGUGUCCCAGGCACGUUUACCACAGUAUUUCCUCCGGGGUGUCCGUCCUAGAGGGUCUUCCUCGUCAGGUGCCAUGCCCCUUAGUGAGGGUCAUAGGGGCGCCCCCUACGCUGCUGCUGGCACCCAACCUGCCGCGAGCCCCCGCGGCUCUGUAGCUUAAUGUUAGUGGGACCCCGGCCCACGAGUAUCCCCUUUUAUAAACAGAUCCGUCCAAGUUAAAAGGUCCCGGUUUCUAAGACGCAUCAAGCUGAGCACAGCCCCCUUGUGGUGUGGGAACUGGGACUGUCCCCAGGGUGCGCAGAGACGAGUUCCCCCUAAGGAAACGAACCCCGGGUCUCGCAAGGGGCGUGCCCCCCCCCACCCCCCAAGCACACUCCUACUCCGGGCCCAGACAGCGCUGGCCUUCCUGGUGGUUUGGUGGAGCCCGGCCUGCCCGGCCCUGCUUCCUCGGACUUGCAGAAUCUCUGCCGCCUCAGCCUCUCCCUGCCGAUCUGCUUGUCCACACGUAGCCUGUCUCAGGGUGCCUUGCUUCUGGAAGGAGCUUCUAGAAUCAGCGUUAAUGUGUUGGGUCUUUGUCAGAGCCCCGCCGUUCCUUUAUGAAAUCCUAAAGCUCUGUGAGAGCCAGCUGCUGGCUCCUUGACUUCUCACCACGAUCAUACCCGCUCAGCGUGGCAGCUUUUGGGGACGUCCGCGGAGCAUUGCUGGCCGGGGCGGCUUUGCCGUGCGGGCUCCUACUCCGAGAGGGUGAAAUUUUAGCCUCCCGAGAUUGUAUUUGUUUUCUCCACACCAGUCUUUACCUUGGAUUAUUCAUAUUUUAUAACAACAGGGAAUCAAAAAUAAUUCCCGGCUGUAGUUACAUCUGCUUUGGGGAAAGCUCAAGACCCUUCGGAUCACACUCACUGUCUUGAGUGAUCAGAUUCUUCUCCCAGGCCCUACUUUCCCUCUGGAAACUACCUGCAGGCUGUUGAAGGAGAAACGCUGGCUCGUGGCUUCACUGGGCAGCACAAUGAUUUUGGCUUAGAAGUUCUAUGAAGUUAGAUGUCUAUAAAGGGAGUCCGCGGAGAAAGACCGUCAAACGUUUGAGAUCUCCAUGUGCAGCGGCCGGGUCUUAGACUUGCACGGCGGCUAGAUCCUCCUCCCCUGGAGCUGCUGGCUUCGUGAGUGUGGCGGGGAGUGGGCUGUGGCGCAGACCAGGUGCUGGGGUCUUGAAUGCUGCGGGAGCCCUCGUUGUCAGACCCAGCGCCUGUCUGCGGUGGCUUCCAGCCCUGGCUCUGUGGAACCAGACAGGGCCGCCUCCUGCUUCUGGCCACUGUAGCAUCCCAGAGGUUCCACCAGAAACUGGAUCCCUAGUAGCCAGAUGUUCCCAGGACAGUCCGCUUUGUCUCUAUAAAUGAGAGGGUUUUGUUUUUUGGGGGGGGGUUUUCCUACUGCCCUACAGGUUCUUUCCCUUUAUUUCUCUCUGUUCCAUAUUCAUCAGGCAAGCCCAAAAUCAUAUAUUUAAACUUCUAGGAAAACAGACCAUUAAGAUGUGUAUGGAUGGUGGACACUGGGGUGCUAGUCCACUAGUUUAAGUCUUGGUUCUUACAUGAUUUGCAUUUCAAAGGGCACACCACUUAACUCUGUUCUACCCUCCCUCCUCACCUCACUUAGGGAAGAGCUCGGUGCCCAUGCUGACAUGAUUGGCUUCCCCAUGUGGGAGGAAGGGGGGGCACCUUGCCAUUUUCUAAUGUUAUUUUAAGGAACUUCUGUGCAAAGGUUGAAUGCAGAACUCCACAUGAAUAUGGAACAUUAACUGUGAAUAGAUUUACCUGUGCUCUCCCAAGUACCAUCUGACUAAAGGACCAGCUUUUCCAAGUCUACGAAAAUAGUGGUAGACACAAGUAGAACUGCAUUUUCACUAGGAAUGGAAGUAAUAGGAAUUUGGGCUAAGCAGGGACCAUGCACUUCUGCCCUCACAUUCUCUCAGGUUGAGGAGAAGACCCUGGCCGAUUGAGCCUUUGUCCUAGCUGGUCAGAAAUAAGAAGAAACCCCAACCUUCUCAUCUUCUGAAAACCAGCCAGCGAUCUGUAGCUCUCUUUGCCUGUCCUGGGCCAGGAUCCCAAGACUCCUCCAGGGUUCGCCAGGGGUGAUCCCCAGCGAAAGAGUCACCCAGGCUGGGGCGGGAAGGGUGCUUAACAAAGUAGCAGCUGCCAGGGAGGGUUGGCUUGGCACCCACCACAUGACCCAAGUUCUCUGAUGGCCUGAGCAACAGGAACAACUCCCUGUCGCUUUUGACCCCAGAGACAGGUUUUUCUUACAGGGGGGUGAUUGAGCUGGCAAUUCAGGGUGUGGAGGCUUCUGGGGCACCAGUGCGGUGUCUGAGGACACAGUUUCUGGGUUGGGUUUGGUUCCACUCUAAGCUCUGGGCUAGUACUGCUUCUGUCCAGCAAGGAAGGACUUUUGCGUGAGUUGUGGAUUGAUCCAGAGUUAGGAGGGAUUUAGAGAAUUAAGUAUGAAAGUGGUUUGGGGUGAUUCAGAAACUUUCCGAUGUAAAUUUAUCAAUGAGCAACCUACUCAGUGGAUUUUUAUAUCUCAGGGCCAUUUACAGAUCUUUAUCUUUUCAUAUUUCUUUUGUAUUCAAGUGGGCUGAUAAGAGAGAUGACUUCAAAGAACUCUAAGAUGAGGUUCAUUUCCCUCCAUUUGAGGGUGAGUGGUGCACCCUUGCCAAGCUUGCUGAAGUCACUGUCCCUCAAGGCUGUGGCAGUGGGCCUUUUUCCUCUAACACUUGCAGGCAUUCUUCCUGCAGUGAAUGCCUACUUGCUGGUUUUCCUUCUGCCCUGAGCGAAGGGUCCAGAGUCCCUGGUCAGCCCGAGGGACAGAAGGAGGUGAUGGCAGUUCACAGCAACUGCAGAGCUUGGAGCAGCUUCCCUCCUGCCAUCUUGGCCUGGGGACUGUCUUGGCUUCUUAGCCCUUUGCGGUUGGCUCAGCGCAAGUAAGCUUUCUGUGUAUGCCAGAGCCACUGACCUCCUUUCACUAGAAUUGUUGUAAAUAUCUUUUGAUGGGAAAUACCAGGCUGUACUUGAAGCAACAUAGAAACAAAGGUUCUAGUAGCAAGAGAGUCAAGUUCUAGGACUUUGUAUACCAAGGUUUUUAUGUACACAGCUCCAACACGUACUAGGAGGAGGACUUUAGUAUAUGUGUCUUUGAGUUUGAAUACCCACUUUAUGUUGAGUUUAAACAUGAACUGGAAGAAUGGCUUGUCUCUCCUGGCAGGGUAUCUUCUGGCAUCUGCCCACAUCUGACCAACACGGAUUCACCUGGGAAGGGAUUCCUUUGGGACCAGAUUCUUGUUCAGGUUCACCUUGGAGAGAAUUACUACAUAGACCUGGUGGGACUUGGGUGCCUUCCCUUUUUCUGGAAGCCCAGGCCCCUUGGUAUACAGAGCUGGUCUCAGGCUCCCAGAGCAGAAGGGAAGGAAUAAGGCCUCAGGACUUUUAUUCCCCAGAGAGCCCCAGCCUAGCUUCCGAUUUGUUAGCCCCCGUGUCUGAAGUCUACUGUGAAGGUGGAGUGUAUCAGUCCAUUAACUUCUCUUAUUUCUGGAGUCUUUUAAAUCUACAAAUGUAUAUGCUUUAUUUUAUAUUAUUAUUUAUUAUGUACAUAAGCCUCUACUGUUAGUACAUUGUGACUGAGAUAUUUUCUAGAGCCCCUCGUCCAUGGAGCCUAGGGUUCUCUUGUCCCUUAAAGUGGCUGAGAAGGCAGUGGUUUUCUGUUUUUGUCAUAAAGAGGUUGCUGCUCUUACAUUGACCCUAGCAUCCCUGCCCCCUCUUCUUUUUGGGGCCCGCCACUAUUCCUGAUGGACUAGUGUUUGGGUUGAGGAGGGAGGCAGGUCUCCUAUGUUACGGCAGGGCUCUCAAGUACCUCUGCGAAAUACUUUAGAGGUUGUUUCCUGGUGAUGGGGUCUGUCCGCUGUGAUGAGACCAGAGCCUUCUUCCUCACUCCCACCCUCCCAGGCCAGGUUGGCAAACUGGCCCCACAACAGUGAUGGCCUCUAAAUUCCCACCUUGGAUUGCAGAAUCCAUCUCUCUGGACCAUGGAAGCUGCCUCCCCAUCUGGGCUUCUAAUAGGCCUUCUCAUGGUUUUGAGGCCCAAUGCCAGCAUUGCGUUGGCCCUGAAAUAAGACCCUGCUUUGUGUCUGAUUUUCAUCCUCCUCGGCCUUGACUGUGUCAUAGUGUACAUUUCAUGCUUCUCAGCAGUGAAGUUUUCUGAACACAGUAUUCAGAGCUGUGUACAUAAACCUAAAGCACAAAUGACAUGUAUAGGUUUCCUGAGCUGAUUGUCAUAAUGAAUGCAUUUUAUAAUUCAAACGAUGUUGUAGAUUUACAAUCUCUCCUAUUUAUUUUGUACCAAUUUAUUUGUAAAUUUUGUGAUUGUUUUAAAAGGUUUUUGUUCAUUUCUAUUAUUCUAUUUAGAUAAAGGAUGAUUUUCUGUUCA